GAAAAAAAGUUUCACUCCUCCAUCCCCAUUCCCGAAGUCAUAAACCUCCACUCGCGGACUUGCCAUGACGUCCGUACCGCUACCACCCCUCUCCGCCGCCCUCGCCCAAUAUCGCCCCUCCGCGGCCGCCACCCUUCGCUUCCGCACCCCCUCUUCCGCGCCCGGCGUUUCGGCUUCUUCGUCUACCCGGGCGCGCAGGUUCUCGGUUAUCGCGUCGGCGCGCGAGAUGCCGUGGCCGCACGUGCUGACGGUGGCCGGCUCCGACUCCAGCGCCGGCGCGGGCAUCCAGGCGGACAUCAAGGCGUGCGCGGCCCUAGGAGCCUACUGCUCCUCCGUAAUCACUGCUGUCACCGCGCAGAACACCGUCGGCGUCCAGGGGAUCCAUGCUGUGCCGGAGAAGUUCGUGGGAGAGCAGCUCAGGUCGGUUCUCUCGGACAUGUCGGUGGACGUGGUGAAAACAGGGAUGCUCCCUUCAGCUGGAGUAGUCAAAGUUCUGUGUGAGAGUCUUAGGAAGUUUCCAGUCAAAGCUCUAGUGGUGGAUCCGGUCAUGGUGUCCACCAGCGGUGAUACUCUUUCAGGACCAUCUACUCUCGCUACAUAUAGGGAUGAACUAUUUUCUAUGGCUGAUAUAGUCACUCCAAAUGUGAAAGAAGCAUCUAAGUUACUUGGUGAUGUAUCAUUGCAUACAAUUUCUGACAUGUGCAAUGCAGCUGAAUCCAUUUAUAAACUUGGUCCCAAAUAUGUGCUUGUGAAAGGCGGGGAUAUGCCAGAUUCAUCAGAUGCAAUUGAUGUGUUAUUUGAUGGUAAGGAGUUCACUGAGCUUCGUGGUCUGCGUAUAAAGACCCGUAACACACAUGGAACUGGUUGCACAUUAGCUUCAUGUAUUGCUGCUGAAUUAGCAAAAGGCGCAACGAUGCUGCAUGCUGUCCAGGCUGCGAAGAAAUUUGUGGAAUCUGCUCUUUAUCACAGCAAAGAUCUUGUGAUUGGAAAUGGACCUCAGGGCCCUUUUGACCACCACUUCGAGCUCAAGUCUCCAUCAUACAAGAUGGGAUCACUGCAAAAGUUCAAUCCAGAUGACCUCUUCCUGUACGCAGUGACAGACUCUGGGAUGAACAAGAAGUGGGGUCGUUCGAUAAAAGAUGCCGUGAAAGCUGCCAUUGAAGGUGGCGCUACCAUUGUCCAACUGAGAGAAAAAGACGCCGAGACACGGGAGUUCUUGGAAGCUGCCAAGGCCUGUGUGGAAAUCUGCAAGUCCAGUGGAGUGCCGCUACUGAUCAAUGACCGCGUAGAUGUUGCUCUGGCAUGCGACGCAGAUGGCGUCCACGUUGGCCAAUCAGACAUGCCAGCAUGGGAAGUACGACGGCUCCUAGGACCUGGAAAAAUCAUCGGCGUCUCAUGUAAAACCCCGGCCCAGGCCGAGCAGGCAUGGAAGGAUGGCGCAGACUACAUCGGCUGUGGCGGUGUCUUCCCGACCACGACGAAGGCAAACAACCCUACCUUAGGGUUCGAGGGCUUGAGGACUGUGUGCUUAGCUUCGAAGCUACCUGUGGUGGCCAUCGGCGGCAUCAAUGCUGGAAAUGCAGGCUCGGUGAUGGAGCUUGGGCUCCCAAAUCUGAAAGGUGUGGCUGUGGUCUCUGCUCUGUUUGACCGGGAACGUGUCGCGGCUGAGACAAGAAACCUCAGAUCCAUCCUGAUGAAGAAUGCUUACUCAAGGUCUUAGAGCAAGUUGGGAUAUGCCGCCUGUUCAUUUACUUUCUUUGUUUAGGCCCGAAAUAAGUUUGUAAUCAAUCACUUUGUCAUAAGGAGAAACCAAACAGGCGCUGCAAUCUUCAAUAAACCGGAGUCAUUAUUUCUCUGGAAAAGAACAAUUCUGUGACAUUUCCGAAGUGUGAUACAUUUCAAAGGCACUGAACUGUGUAAUAAGAAAUCAAUAAUGUACCAGAACUA
Messenger RNA from Zea mays, 1947 nucleotides. RefSeq names its product phosphomethylpyrimidine kinase/thiamin-phosphate pyrophosphorylase. Gene Ontology annotation, molecular function: phosphomethylpyrimidine kinase activity; hydroxymethylpyrimidine kinase activity; thiamine-phosphate diphosphorylase activity. Bases 65 to 1720 code for a protein of 551 amino acids. The record is from RefSeq and is marked validated. Gene Ontology annotation, biological process: thiamine biosynthetic process. Lineage: Eukaryota; Viridiplantae; Streptophyta; Magnoliopsida; Poales; Poaceae. The transcript is spliced from 9 exons. Gene Ontology annotation, cellular component: chloroplast.